AUGAAUAACCGUGAGAAUCAUGCACAAAGAAUAAAUUAUGAUACCACAAGUUUGACUGAUUUGGGACGCGAAGAAGCGAAUGGAUCGGGUAGCAUUGAUCUUGGAGAACAGGACGCUUCUGGUAAAUUACUAUCUCUGGAGAUCAAUCGUAAACUUGAGCAAAUCAGACUUCGAUACGAGAUACCAACUGAUAAAUGUUAUCGUCUUCGUGCGCUGAAAGACUAUGAGAUAAUCGUUAUCGGCGAUGAUUCGGGAUCUAUGAAUACAACUGUUGAUAAUACUAAUGUAACUCGAUGGGAUGAACUUCGCAACCUAUUGAAGAUCAUCAUCGAAUUCGGAACAAUAUUUGAUCCGAGCGGUUUUGCAUUGUCGUUUCAAUUCUCUUUCGGAGUGAACACAUUUUUUCAUUUUACCACACAUCGAACAAAUCUCAAAGAACGAAUGGGUAACUGCUGCAGCGGAUUACAAAAAGAUGGCAAAAAUGGACCUCCACCACCUGAUCGCCAAUCAGGCCCGCCACCACCACCAGUACGCGGAAGAGAUGAUGACAAUAGAGGAGGUGAUCCUCGUGGAGGUGGUCCAGGUCCUGCAGGCAGACAAAAAAAAUAA
This is a messenger RNA of Adineta ricciae, 609 nucleotides long. Lineage: Eukaryota; Metazoa; Rotifera; Eurotatoria; Adinetida; Adinetidae. The record is from the annotation of a GenBank genome assembly.